CAAUGUAUUAUUGGUUUGGCAAAAAUAAGAAGCAAGAAGGCUUGAUAGUGUAGUAGACCGCUAACUUAAUUAAAUUUUCGGUUCCAAAUUUCUAGUCUGUUUAAACAGUUAAUUAUGAGCCAUCAUGUGGUUCAUUUCUCGAUUUUUAUGGAUUUUGUUUGUGUACACAUUCUCUUCAUGGAUAUAUGUGUCUAUAGUCAAAUUAAAUUAUAAUUUGGAAUACUUGGGGAAUUGGCUAACUGUGAAAAACGAACCAUCAGUCAAGACUUAUGACUACAUUAUAGUUGGAGCCGGAAGCGCUGGAUGUGUUUUAGCAGCUCGACUAUCGGAGAAUGCAUCCGUGUUGCUGAUCGAGGCUGGUGGCAAACCCCUGGCCCUGUAUGACAUCCCACUCACUGCGCCCAUGCUGCAACUUACACCUUAUAAUUGGCAGUACAAGACGGAACCUCAGGACAAUGCCUGUCUUGGACUUGUUGACAGGCGAAGUGUCUGGCCAAGAGGUAAAAUACUGGGUGGGACAGGCAGACUCAACUACAUGGUUUACUUGCGUGGCCAUCCAGCAGACUUCGAUGGUUGGCAGAGCAAUGUUAGUGACCACUGGAGCCGGGAUGAGAUAGCUGGAUACUUCAAACGGUCGGAGAAACAGAUAGGCAGUUUUGUUAAUGACAGCAAGUACCACUCAACCAAAGGCCCCCUCCCUGUGUCAGAUCUCCAAUACGCCUCCGGACUCGUCCAGGGACUACUUGGAGCAUCCAGAGAGCUAGGACUCGGUGUUGGAGAUCUGAAUGGUGCCGCUGGUGGCUUUGGUUUCAUGGAGACACAGGCUUCUUGUCAGAAUGGUGCACGAUACAGUUCUGACUAUAUGCUGUCUGGUAGAGACAACAUAACGAUCUUGUUACAUACGCACGUCACCAAGGUACUGUUGAGAGAAAAUUAUGAGGCUUACGGGGUCCGAUGUGAACGGCACGGCCACCACUUCACGAUAGAGGCUCGUCGGGAGGUUAUAUUGUCUGCAGGCACAAUUGGCACACCACAGAUACUCAUGUUGUCCGGGAUUGGCCCCGCCAGACAUCUACGUCGGCAUAAGAUAAAAGUGGCUGUGGAUUUGCCUGUGGGUGACAAUCUGCAAGAUCAUGUCUCCACUGGGGUGGAUCUCGUUAUAACCAAUCAGAGUUCUCCUAUUUCCUGGAAAACUGUUGUCAACCCCCUGAGUCCUCUACAGUAUUUGUUCGGAAAAGGACCGAUGACUCACCCGGGCUGUGAAGUGGUGGGACUUGUUCAUGCAAAUCUGGAUGAACAGGCGGACAGACCCCCUGACCUGCUGUACAUGGCACUACCUGGAGGACUAUCCAGUGAUGCUGGGGUUGUAUUGAAGAUGGCAAUGGGAAUAGAUGAUAAGCUAUUCAGGGAUUAUUUUGCAGAGUUGGUUGGCACACCUGUCGCCACCCUGCUGCCAACUGUAUCGCACCCACACAGUAGAGGCUGUUUGAGGUUGCGCUCGAGUAACUACAGAGACGCUCCCAUUAUCAAUCCACGCUAUCUCAGUCAUCCACAAGAUGUUGAAGUAUUGAUAAAAGGACUGGAACUACUAGUGAAGCUCACGGAAACCAAAGCGAUGGCUGCAAUCGGUGGACGAGUCUACACAAAGCCACUCCCACCCUGUGCUCACCAUGAAUUUGCCUCCUACUCUUACUGGGAGUGUUAUGUUCGUCACUUGACGCUCACCACAUACCAUCCUGUCGGAACCUGCAAAAUGGGUUUGAACUCAGAUCCCACAACUGUUGUUGAUCAUACGCUCAGGGUACACAGAACGUCACGUCUGCGAGUCGUCGAUGCUUCAGUGAUGCCAACUUUACCAAGCGCCAACACCAACGCUGUUGUAACAAUGAUAGCGGAGAAAGCUGCUGAUCUCAUCAUAUCUGACUGGGAACAACGCAAGGAUAUACCUUGUUGUACAGAAGACAGUCCUUACCCUAAGACAGCUUAUGGUGACUUCCAAUUAACUUAAAAUUUGAACAAAUUAAAUAUUGGUCAAGAAUAACUAAGAUGGCCAAGUCUUCUAAAAUUAUUGUAAUAGAAAUAUUUUUGGAGUUUGUUAUGUAUUAAAAUCGUAUUUAAAUGGUACUGUUUUUAUGUGUAUUGUAUUGAGUAAUUGUUUUAACAUUUCACUUUUGAUUUGUUAUUUAAGAACCAACAUAACAUUUAUGUUUGUAUAAAAGACAAAUCUUGGAUUACACUCUUAAAGUACUUAAACAUAGAAUUUAUGACAGAGCUAUCAAUAUGCCAAGAAUUCAUAAUUUUGUUUCUCUCUCUUUUAUUGUUAAAUGAAAACUAACUUCACUGAAAAAAUAUAGGGUCUAAAAUUGUGCCUUUUGGUAGAUAAAAUACUUCCCCAGGAACGGAUUUGAAGAUCUGCCGCCAUGCGCUAUAUGCCACUCCCCUUUUCAAACUGCUAACCGAAAUAUUACACCUCUCAGUCUAUCAACUGUUAUAAUGUAACAGUGUAUGAGAAGAAGGCCGUUAAAAUCCGUCUCCACAUGGAACAUUUAGGUUGUGGCAAACAAAAGAAACAGGAAUGAUAAAUACAUUACAGAAAAGUAUCAAACAUGUCAUAUCAAUUUAACUUUGACAAUAAUAAGAUAUACCCAAUACUUUAAAUUGUAAUUUAUCAAUAUACUCUUCUUUUUUAAUUUUUAUUUUAUUUGUUACCUUUGUCACUUCUGGUCACUUUCAUCAUCAAAUGAGCUUAAGUUUCCUUCAUGAAAUUCUUACUAUUACACAUGCAUUGACACUCGUAACGAUGUAGAGGCCAACUUCCCACAUCAUUCUGAACUAUUUUCAACCACUUGAACGCAGCAGAAAUAAAAUUUACUCUCUGGUUUCCUGAACAUUGGCUUUGGCACCCACUUGAAAGAUCUCAUUUUUACCAAGUUAUGUUAACAAUUUAGAAUAAACUACUUUGACAGUGUCAUCAUUCCACUUAACUAAAAUGUCUCUUAUCCUUUAUUUUGUAUUCAUCCAUGAUUUGGGAAAUCAUGUUUCAGACUUAUUCGAAAACCCGAAUAAAGUGUAUUAUUUUGUAGGUUUGUAAUAAUAAUUGUAGAGUGUCAACUGAAAAUCUGACAAAAAGUGGGAAGUGACGUAUCAUACAAACCAUAUCAUAUCAUAUCAGUGAUGCUCAAGUCCUUUGUCUGACAAAUAAAGACUGCAAAUAAUCUGACGAAAGGGCUGUAGUGGUGCUGUUUGUCACUUGUUCCCUUUCGAUUGAUAACUUGAGUAAGAAAUUAAUGGAUACACCAAAACAAAAAUCAACCUUGGUUGCAUUGCUGUAGAUCUAACUUAUACGCUCAUUUUUCGGAUUAUAAAUCUCAAUUUUCAAUAUUUUGCGCUCAUGCCCUUUAGCCAGAUAAGUGAUGCAUUGAAUAAAAUACCCAACAUUCUAGAAUAGUUCACCCAUUUGACAACUGCUUUAAUAUUCUAUUUAAGCUACUGUACUGCUUUAAAAAGAAAACAUUAAUUAUUAAGAAUGCAAAAGUUUAUUGUUACAAAAUAUGAUCAUAGCAGUUUCCUUUACAACUUUGAAAAUUGCAGACUGCCCAGCAGUGGUGGCGGGUAGUGCCCGACAGGGCUGGUGACAACAGUCAAGACCCCUACACCCUUAUACAGCUAUCGUAGAGAUUGUUACACAGCAAAAUUGUAAAAAUCCUGUUAUCUAUGUGGCGAUUGCAUAGUAUGUAUGGGAGUGUAGAGCUAUUAUAGAUGGGCCAUAAGAACAUGUCGAUCUUUCUCUAUGACAUAUCAUCAAAUGUGCACUAUAAUUGCGAGUUUUAGGUUGAUACAUUUUUCAUCAGUGGUACUACUUAAGCCUAUUUUAGUUCUAAUAACAAAGCUAGCAGAGCUUGUUCUUUCUGAUCUAUAUUUAGCUAUGUUUUAAAGGGUUUUGUUGUAAUACUUUAGAUCCAGCCCCAAAUAGAGAACAGGGACUUUUUUGUUUUUUUUUUCCCAAGGAUGGGGAAUCUGCAGCCAGAUACCCUGAGGUUAAUCUUCUUGCCUUCACUCCAGGUUAUGCGGGUUUGACUAUGUUAUAAAGAUCGCCGACCCGUUAAACCCCACCCUUUUCUGCCCACCUAGCCGGAACCGCUUCAUAGCAUUUCUUCAGCUAAGUAAGUGCCUUGUGCUACCACCUUACUGCCUCAUUGUUUUGUCUUCCAUUUUUCAACAAAUUAUGGAAAAGGCCAUCCUGCUGAUUGCAGCCCACUUGUCUUCAGACUCCAACAUACAGACGAUUAGGGUCUCAGGUAUCAGGUAUCCGGUAGUACCAAAGCAGUUUGCUCGUGCUUCUGCCCACUUCUCACAGUGGAAGAAGGUGUGUUCUGCGGUGUCUUCCUCCUUGCAGUAACGACAGGUGCUUGAUUCGCUUUUUCCAAUCUUAAUUAGCUAAAAAUGUUUUAAUGUAAAACCGCAACUUGUGAAAUUAGCUAAAAAUGUUUUAAUGUAAAACCCCAACUUGUGACGUCUUAUUGUUCAUAUCCUAAUACAAUUACUUCAAUCCGAUAUUAAUAAUGGCCUAUCCCUAAAGUGCUCAUUUGAAACACAGACAGACAUAUAUCUAAUAUAAAUGUAAAUGAGUGCUUCAACUAGUGAAGAUAAAAUAAAGUAUACAGAUCUACAAUGUACCUAACAAUUAAAAUGAAAUUAUUUAUACUUGAAAUAAAAUUGAACUGUUUGACAAGUGUGCUGAAAGUACACUGUUCAUGUAUUGUGUAUUGUACAGUAGUUUUAACACAUUGACUGCAGCAGAUGUACCAUUGAGUACUGGAUAGUUAAGAUAUUCUAUAUCACUUGGUGUACGGCUAAUUAGUUUUUUAUCACCCAGCAAAGUAAUGGCAGCGUAUUACAAUAUCAAUUUCCUGUAAAUGUAGCUGUAUAAAAUAUUUGUUUAAGACUAAAUUUUAAUGAAUUAAAGUUCCUAUAGUAAAAUAUUAUUGCACCAUUAAAAAUAUAAUGUGUUACAGUAUAUGGUACUACUAUUGCUAUUACCUACUGGAAGAAUUGUUUUAUCAUGUAUGCUACUAGAAAUAAGAUACUUAAUCCUUUUGUAUGGAUGAACAGCAGAAUUAAAACAUGUGGCAGAAUUUACAGUCUCAUGUUUGUUGAGACUUUUAUAAAAUACAUAGCAUACAUUGUAUGACAUUUGAUAGAGAAAAUUUGGUAAAUGACACAAAUGGUAUUACUUUCCUUUAUUUUAGGUGAAUUGAUUUUAUUAGGUAAAUUUUAUCACUCAUAUGCUUAAUAUAAGUAAAGUAAUUGGUUAUCGAUAAUAAUUUUUUUCAUUCAUUUUUUUCAUAUUUGAUCAUUCUAAACAUGUUCUAGUCCAAAAUAGUGUAUAUGUUGUAAAAAAUACACAUUUAAAAUUACAGGAAUAAGUUUAGUUGUAUUAUUUGUGUUGAUAGAUGUUUUUAGGUUGCUUAAAGAUUGGUACAGAUCAUAUAUCUAGCAAUUUUUAAUCUAAAGCUUUAACAUAUUGAAUUCAAUUUUUAGUAAAUACUUUAACCAUGGUACAUACAAUGCAGAUUGUAUUAUUUUCAUGAGAUUUGAUAUGCCAGUUUAAUUUAUAAUCAUGUCCAGGAAAAUCUUUGCAUUUUUAACAUUUUAAAAUAAUUAAUUUUGGUUUACCAAAACUAUGUUUUUCAGUAAAACCUCAAAACUUUGCCUAUUCAAAAAUAGCUCUAUAUAAAUUACACCACCAAUUAUUGUUAAAAGUUUGGAUAAACCUCUCAAUCCUGCUAAAAAUAUUCCUAAAAUAAAAAUAUUUGAUUUUGUAGAGAAUGUUGAAAUUAUUCAAACAACAUUCCGAAACAUACUUUAGCAGUGGUACUAAUAAUUUCAAAAUGUAAGUUCUCAGAAAAGUAUUACUGGCAACAUGGCCCUUUCAGUGCCAUGCAAAAAUAUUUACUGCUACAUUUUUUCACAGACAUGCUCUAAACUACCAGAGGUAAAAUAGGGUACAUUGCAGGACUUAACUAAAAUAUAUAUAAAUUAAGUACUAAACUAUGUAGUAAAAAAUAUAUAAAUCAAGUACUUAACUAUGUAGUAAAAAAAUAUACAAAUAAAGUAUUAAACUCUAUAUUAAGACCCCAUGGAUGCAGUACGCCCAAAGAGGAAAAUUUGAACUCAUCCUAAAUUAAAACCUAAAUUUCAUUGUUGACAUUGAUGCUAAAAGGUUAAAAAAAUGCAUAAUUAGCAGUUCACAUACGGCUUAGAGGCAUGGAAGUGGAAACUCUGGUGGUAAUUCAACAAGUGCUUAAAGCAAAAAAAAUCAGUGGGAAUAUGUGUAGGAUUGAAACAAUUUAUCAGCUGCAGAGAGGUCUUUAGGACACUAAAAUCCUAACAAUUGUGUUACUGUAUUCAUGAAAUUGUGUUGCUCACAAUAAAAGAACAUCACAUGGCUGCUAAGGGCAAUGAACUUCACAACCAGAGAAACACUAAAUUAUACCCUUCCAUUGAACCACCUGAUUCAAUUUGAAAAGAAACCAAUGUACAUUCACAACCUCCUUCACUGGAACUGAGAAGCAAGGAAGUGAUUGAUCUCGAACCCACAGUACACAGAUUGCUUAUGGACUACAUAGAAGAAUUCCCUCAAGGGGCCUUUGACACACAACUUUAUAUUGUGAUAUAUACUUGUAAAUGUAACAAUUACGCCAGCACUGUUCUCUAUGAAUGUAUGGUUUUGUCUAUUGUUUAGACAUAUGUGUACACUAGAAGAAAUAAAAUUUCAAUUCUAAUUGUGAUUUUCAUUAUAUUCAUCUUAUCUCCUUCAACUCUAAUCUUUUGUAUCCUAAAGUACACCAUUAAGUUCUAAAAAUAUUGGUUAUUAAUAAAAUUGAUUACAACAAUAUUUAAAUUGCAGUGCAAAUUUUGCCCAUUGCAUUUCAUGAAUUAGUCUAUUUCCAUUGUUAUUUUAUUAUGAAGAACUUGUAAUGUAUUAAAAUGCAUCCUUAUAUUUAUAAUAUCAAUGAUGUAAUAUUGUUUAAUAAAUUUACUACUGUUUGUCUUUUUUCACUAUGAAGUUACAGAAUUUUGUUUGUAAAUUCACCAUUGUUAUGGAAAACGUAAAACAGUAGCAUGAAUGUUAAGUUUAGCUCCAAUAGUAUUGUAUUGACAUUUAAUCUAGUUUGUAGUCAGUGUUAUAUUAGUUUUUCACCUUAGGAAAAGAUCAAACUAAACUGUUGUUGUUAUACGUAUCACGUGAUAAUGACUUAUGUCUGAAAAAACCAUUUUACAUUCACAAAUCCACAAUAUUAUUGAAAACUGGUAGUAUUCCAUUUAUUACAAACAUUUCCAUGUUUGAGACCUUAUGAUAAAACUUGGUAAAUUUAAGUAUAUAGGACAAAAACAAUAUUAAUUUGUAUGAUUAUUUAAAAUCCCAAAUUAACUUAUUAUAUCUCAUUGAUUUAUUAUUUUUAGUAUAGCACCUAUUUAUUUCCAAAGGUAAAUUUAAGCUUGUUUUAAUUUUAACCCAUCUUCUUCCUUUCUAACAGUUUAAUUGUAGUAAUUUAUUAAUAUUAUCUAUUGAUCUCGUUACCACUGAAUGUCUCUAGUCAGUGUUUGUUACUUCAUUAUUGUGUAGUAAUUAAUAAAUAAAUGUUGCAGUUGGAAUGUUCUUUAUUA
Homalodisca vitripennis (glassy-winged sharpshooter) is the source of this 7671-nucleotide messenger RNA. Its product is annotated as glucose dehydrogenase [FAD, quinone]-like. NCBI's taxonomy places the organism in Eukaryota, Metazoa, Arthropoda, Insecta, Hemiptera, Cicadellidae. Gene Ontology annotation, molecular function: flavin adenine dinucleotide binding; ecdysone oxidase activity. The transcript is spliced from 11 exons. The record is from RefSeq and is a predicted model, not a curated record. Bases 125 to 2008 code for a protein of 627 amino acids.